GUCCCGGAGGAAGAGCGGCCGAGGCACUGGAGGCUGGGGUUGGCAGUGGCCAGGACUAAGGUCUCCUAGCCCCCAGGGAACCUCCUUCAUGGACCCGGGGAUCCGGAAAGGGGCCGCCUCAGCUUAGGAUGGGCAACUGCGUCAAGUCUCCACUGACAAAUCUCUCAAGGAAGAUGCGACAGGAGAAGACCAGCUAUACAGUGGUGCAGACGAGCGAGGAGGGGCUGGCCGGCGCCGGCGAGCUCCCCGGACCACUCCUGACGCUCACCCAGAACUGCGCUGUCACGCACAACCUACUGGGCCCUGCCUGCAUUUUCCUGCGCAAGGGCUUCGCUGAGAACAGGCAGCCUGACAGAUCACUGCGACCAGAGGAGAUCGAAGAGCUCCGAGAGGCCUUCAGAGAAUUUGACAAGGACAAGGACGGCUACAUCAACUGCCGCGACCUGGGCAACUGCAUGCGCACCAUGGGCUACAUGCCCACCGAGAUGGAGCUCAUUGAACUGUCCCAGCAAAUCAACAUGAACCUGGGUGGCCAUGUGGAUUUUGAUGACUUUGUGGAGCUAAUGGGACCUAAACUUCUGGCAGAGACAGCAGAUAUGAUUGGAGUAAAGGAACUGCGAGAUGCUUUCCGAGAAUUUGACACCAAUGGUGAUGGGGAGAUAAGCACCAGUGAGUUGCGAGAAGCCAUGAGGAAGCUCCUGGGUCAUCAGGUGGGACACCGAGACAUAGAGGAAAUUAUCCGAGAUGUGGACCUCAAUGGGGAUGGACGAGUGGACUUUGAAGAGUUUGUCAGGAUGAUGUCCCGCUGAGGCAGCGAGGGCGCCUCCAGGACUGCCAAGCUCCCACAGGUGGGGAGAAGAGGAGCCUCACCCCGCCGCAGCCGCAGAGAGCCCAGGAUGAACUGGCGGAUGGGGCCUGCCUGCACCGGGGGGAGGUGCCUACCCCGGACCCCCACCCCUCCGCACUGUGAAAGACUCACAACUCCUGCAACUGGAAAGGGGGGUGCCUGCCAACAAGGAGGCCACAGUGCCAAGCCGGCCGAGGUCAUGCCAGGCGCCAAGUGCCAUGAGCCCAGCCACUGAUGGCUGGGUGGGCCAGGGAGCCCGCAAGCAGACCCCGCACAGCAUGUCUGCCCUGGGGCAAAGCCUCUUGCUCCCUUCUUAGCUCGGUGCCCAUCCCAGCUCGCCUCAGCCCUGUUAUCUCAGUACCAAUAAAAAUAUUUCCACGAG
Molecule: messenger RNA, 1229 nt
Organism: Trichechus manatus latirostris (Florida manatee)
Lineage: Eukaryota; Metazoa; Chordata; Mammalia; Sirenia; Trichechidae
Gene: CABP1
Product: calcium binding protein 1
Exons: 7
Coding region: 129-809 (226 amino acids)
Biological process (GO): visual perception; regulation of voltage-gated calcium channel activity
Cellular component (GO): cytoplasm
Molecular function (GO): calcium ion binding; calcium channel regulator activity
Source: RefSeq, a predicted model, not a curated record